AAGAAAUGGACCACAGCCAUCGUCUGGGGAGUUUCAAUGUGCAGGAGAGUGACUUCCCUGCGGGAGGACAACGCCAGGUGUCGGUGGAUGUUGGGAGACUUCCGGAAAGAAGGAGAUGGUGUAGUUUCUCACGCCGCCAAUUCGUCUACCCCGUCCUGAUAUUGAUGGUGGUUUUCUUCCUUUACAACACAGACAUUAAGGAGGUGGUGCACCACUGGAACCCAACAAAGUGGUGGACUGCAUAUCAAAGCCAGAGACAAAACGUUGUCUCUCCCAACAGGACUGGUUCCAACGCCAUCACACCCGAAACUGAACCAUCUGGGUUUGUAACUCAAACAUCACCAAAGGAUCCAAACAAAGCUCAGUAUAAAUCUCCGAGCCCCUACUUGGUGGAGUACCCCUCGGAGUACCACUUCAUUAUAAAUGAGCCGAACACUUGUGAGCAGCAGAACUCUUUCCUGGUUCUGAUUGUCCCCGUGGCGCCCAAAAACAGGGCCCACCGCGACGUCAUCCGCAGCACCUGGGGCGGCGAGCGUGUGGUGCUGGGCAAAACCGUGACGCUGUUCUUCCUGCUGGGGCAGCACAGCGGAGACGGAGCGCCGCAGGUCCAAGAGCAGGUGCUGCAGGAGAGCCGCGAGCACCGAGACCUGAUCCAGAGCGACUUCCUGGACUGCUACAAGAACCUCACCAUCAAGACCAUGGUGAUGCUGGAGUGGCUGGACGCCCACUGCUCCCACGCCUCGUACGCCAUGAAGAUCGAUUCGGACAUGUUUCUGAACGUGCCCAACCUCGUGACCAUGUUGGCGAACGCUCCGAAGACGAACUACAUGACGGGGCUGGUGGAGAGUAGAGCCAUGGUUCUGAGGAAUCCGACCUCCAAGUGGUUCCUCCCCUACGAGGUCUACCCUGAGAUGUAUUACCCAAGCUAUGCUCUGGGCCUGGGCUACAUUUUGACCCUUGACCUCCCUAAAAAGCUGGUGGAGGCCUCCAGACAUGUCAAAGCUGUUUACAUUGAAGACGUGUUUUUGGGGUUGUGUAUGAGCCACCUGGGCAUCCCUCUCACCGACCCCCCCACCAGGAGCUAUUUCCAUGUGUUUCCUAUGCCGUACAGUCGGUGCGCUUUCUCCCAGCUGAUCGCCACGAUGACACACUCAUACGUUGAUCGGAUGAGUAUCUGGAAAGACUUCAAGAGACCGGGUCCGUACUGCUAA
Anoplopoma fimbria (sablefish) is the source of this 1211-nucleotide messenger RNA. Its product is annotated as beta-1,3-galactosyltransferase 5. The transcript has 2 exons. Gene Ontology annotation, cellular component: membrane. Bases 6 to 1211 code for a protein of 401 amino acids. The record is from RefSeq and is a predicted model, not a curated record. NCBI's taxonomy places the organism in Eukaryota, Metazoa, Chordata, Actinopteri, Perciformes, Anoplopomatidae. Gene Ontology annotation, molecular function: N-acetyl-beta-D-glucosaminide beta-(1,3)-galactosyltransferase activity.